This is a messenger RNA of Ceratotherium simum simum (southern white rhinoceros), 1932 nucleotides long. The record is from RefSeq and is a predicted model, not a curated record. Lineage: Eukaryota; Metazoa; Chordata; Mammalia; Perissodactyla; Rhinocerotidae.
AUGACGGUGGGAGUACCCCGUGCCCUCCGGAACCUCCUGCUUCUGCUGUGGACCCUCCUGGACUGUGGUUUGGGGGGCAGUGCUCAGGGUCCGGGUGAGUGGACUCCGUGGCGAUCGUGGAGUCGCUGUUCCAGCUCCUGCGGCCGGGGGCUCUCGGUGCGCAGCCGCCGGUGCGUCCGGUUCCCUGAGGAGGAGCCGUGCUGGGGGGAUUCCCACGAGUAUCGCCUCUGCCAGUUGCCAGACUGUCCCCCAGGGGCUGUGCCCUUCCGAGACCUCCAGUGUGCCCUCUACAAUGGCCACCCUGUCCUGGGCUCUCAGAAGGCCUACCGAUGGGUGCCCUUCUACGGCGCGCCCAACCAGUGCGACCUCAACUGCCUGGCCGAGGGGCACGCCUUCUACCACAGCUUCGGCCGCGUGCUGGACGGCACCCCCUGCAGCCCGGGUACCCAGGGUCUCUGCGUGGCUGGCCGCUGCCUCAGCGCUGGCUGUGACGGUUUGCUCGGCUCAGACGCCCUCGAGGACCACUGCGGCCGCUGCGGCGGCGCCAACGACUCGUGCCUCUUCGUGCAGCGCGUGUUCCGUGACGCCGGUGCCUUCGCUGGGUACUGGAACGUGACUCUGAUCCCCGAGGGCGCCAGACACAUCCGCGCUGCCCACCGGAGCCGCAACCACCUGGCGCUGAUGGGGGGCGACGGGCGCUACGUGCUGAACGGGAAUUGGGCGGUCAGCCCGCCCGGGACCUACGAGGCGGCGGGCACCCUCGUGGUCUACACCCGCGCCGCAGCGGAGGAGACGCUGCACGCGGUGGGGCCCACCUCCCAAGACCUGCUCCUGCAGGUCCUCCUGCAGGAGCCCAACCCCGGCAUUGAGUUCGAGUUCUGGCUCCCUCGGGAGCGCUACGGCCCCUUCCAGGCGCAGGCGCAGGCCCUGGGCUGGUCCCUGCGGCAGCCGCAGCCUCGGGAGGUGGAACCUCGGCCCCCCGAGCCUCCCGCAGGGCCCGCUGCCAGCCCCCCGAGGACCCCGACCCCUGCCCCAGACCCCUGCCCACCCUGCCCCGACACCCGCGGUCGCGCCCACCGGCUGCUCCACUAUUGCGGCAGCGACUUUGUGUUCCAGGCCCGCGUGCUGGGCCGCCUCCGCCAGGCCCAGGAGACCCGCUACGAGGUGCGUGUGCAGCUCGUCUACAAGAACCGCUCACCACUGCAGGCCCUGGAGUACGUGUGGGCGCCGGGCCGCUGCCCCUGCCCACCGCUGGCCCUCCAUCGCGAGUACCUGCUGGCCGCCCAGCGCCUCGUCAGCCCCGAUGGCACUCAGGACCGGCUGCUGCUACCCCAUGCUGGCUAUGCCCGACCCUGGAGUCCCGCUGAGGACAGCCGAAUACGCCUGGUCGCCCGGCACUGCCCUGUCUGAGCCCCUGGACCAGGCCCCCGCCUCACACAGCAAGAAAGACAUGCCUGACCAGGCUCAAACUCAACCUAUUUCCCCUCUUGCCUUGGCUUCUGGGAGGCUCAGAAAUAUCUCCCACCGGAAGCGUGUGACUCUGUGUCACACACACUUAGACACCCCUGCACGCAGUCAGAUCCACUGUCAUAAGCAGGUAGGCACUGGUGAGGACACACUGAAUAGACUCUAACUCCUAUUUCCUCUCUCACUCUGGCUACCAGGAAACUCAUAGCUAUGUUAUACUCAGAAAUUUUGUGUCUGCUUUUAUUCCCCUUGCCUCACUCUCACUUGCCUAGAGACACCGUUACAAACUAGCAAGGCCCAGAGGAAGACUUGACUAACAAGACAUUGUAACGUAUCAGUUUCCCCUCUUGCACUGGCUGCCAGGAAGCUCAUCACUGUUUAACUCUCUGGCACUCUGUGCUCUCCCUUCUCGCUGCCACUUACACAUACACCCUCACGUAUUCAGAGACACCAUCACAAGCAGGC